UUAAUUAAUUAUGUAUCAUAAUUAAUUAAUUUUGAUCUCCAAUUUGCAUUAUAAAAAAGCUAGCUAAUAUGCAGUUUGACUUCUUAUCCUCUACCUCAUAAUAAGCUUCAGAUCUUCAUAUUAGCUACCUAGCAAGCUAAGCUUAAUAUAUAUAUUAACAAAGAUUAUGUCUAAGCAGGGAAGAGGCAGUGCGGUUCAGAAAAAGACCUCCAUUUUAGCAGCUCUGCUACUUUGGAUGGUGGUUGGCUUGGAAUAUGCUGAAGCGGCGUCAUUUAUAGUCGGAGACACCAGCGGAUGGGGCUUUAAAUCUCAGAAUUGGCCUCAAGGAAAGCGUUUUAGAGCCGAUGAUGUGCUCAUAUUCAAUUACGAUUCGACAAUACACAAUGUAGUGGCAGUGGAUAAGGCAGGGUAUGUGAACUGUAAAGCUCCUGCAAAUGCAAAUGUUUACGCAACAGGGAAGGACCAGGUUAAGCUGCCCAGAGGACAGAGUUACUUCAUUUGCAAUUUGCCAGGCCACUGUGAUUCUGGGAUGAAGAUUGCCGUUAAUGCUGUCUAAUUAAUUACAACAUAAACAGAAUUUCUAAUAGUAAAUCAUUAGGUCCACCAUAUAAAUAUAAAACAAAACAAGCGUCUGUGUUUUGUGGUAUUAGGAAAAAUAAAAAAAUAAAAAAUAAAACAUAUAUAUAUAUAUAUAUAUAUUUACAUAAAGUCAUCCAGUCCUCUGCAAUAUCAAGUAUAUGUAGUUAAUUAUAAUUUAUAUGUAUAUAAUAUGUAGUUUGAGUGUAGGAUAUAAAUUAAGCAAGGCCAAAUAUAUGAAUCUAUAUCGAUUGGCUAAAAUUUGAUGAAGU
Ziziphus jujuba (common jujube) is the source of this 848-nucleotide messenger RNA. Its product is annotated as basic blue protein-like. Gene Ontology annotation, cellular component: plasma membrane. Lineage: Eukaryota; Viridiplantae; Streptophyta; Magnoliopsida; Rosales; Rhamnaceae. The record is from RefSeq and is a predicted model, not a curated record. The transcript has 2 exons. Gene Ontology annotation, molecular function: electron transfer activity. Bases 167 to 556 code for a protein of 129 amino acids.